Epinephelus fuscoguttatus (brown-marbled grouper) is the source of this 1748-nucleotide messenger RNA. RefSeq names its product syncoilin-like. The transcript has 5 exons. Bases 142 to 1200 code for a protein of 352 amino acids. Gene Ontology annotation, cellular component: intermediate filament. The record is from RefSeq and is a predicted model, not a curated record. Lineage: Eukaryota; Metazoa; Chordata; Actinopteri; Perciformes; Serranidae.
GUGAGGGCGCGAGGCUGCGGUCGGUGUUGUGAGGACAUCUAGCGGUGAGAUGGCGGAACAGCAAGUGACACAGUGCAAGGAGAACUUCACCGUUCCCACACUCGGCUUGUGUUUACAGCUUUUUUAGCCUCUUAGAAGGCCAUGGACAAGCAAACAGCAGAGGAUGGUACAAACAUGGCAUCUGAGGACUCACACAUUGAACUUGCUGAAGAUGUAACACACAGCAACCAUACUGACUCUGACACAGAGACCAUCAUUCCCCUGGAUGAGUGUACACCACAUCCCCAAUUACAAAUGGACCAGGCAGUCAUGAACAACCUAGGGCGACUUUUUGACCACUGCAUCCAGCAAGUGUCCCACCUGGAGACACAGAGGGACGAACUCAUAGAAGAGCUCCUCGGUCUCCAGGAACCCAUUCUGCGGGUUAUCGGGCACCUGAGAGGGAAGCUGCAGGAGACACGGAGGUUGCUCACGCUGGCUCAGCUGGAUUAUGUUGCUGUUUAUGAGGAAGUGAAGGAGGUGAAGAGGAAACUGUUUUCCACAGCCAGAGACUGCAUCCAGAGCCAGGUGACGCUGGCUGAACAGGAGCACGAGGUGGCUCAGUCUGCUGUCACACAGGAGGAGCUCAAGGCCCACAUUGAAAGCCUCACCCAGGAGUUGUCCCAGCUCCAGGAGGCCCAGCAGAAUCAGCUCAACACCCUGAGGGACCAGGCCUCUAAGGCGCGCAGGCCCAGGGCCAUGAGCGACGUCAGCCAGUGCCGGCAGGCUUCGGUCAGGCUGCAGCGGCGGCUCAGCGGCAGCGUGAGGGCACUGGAGGGCUGGUACGAGCCUCGGCUCAUGGCCCUGCUGAGGAGGAGGCAAGUCGGGGAGGACACCUUGAGGAAGAGCAGGGAGCAGGCUAUGGAUCUGAGGACCAAGCUGGGGCCCCUGAAGGAGGAUAUACAGAGACUUGAGGUGCAGAGAGCGUGUCUGGAGCAGAGGAUCUCUCUGAUGGAGAGGGGGAGGGAGGAGAGCGUCACACAACACAAGGAGACUGUGGAGAGAUUAAGAGAAACCCUGAGAGAACUAGAAGUGGAGUUUGAAGUUCAAAGAAAAUCUAAGACAGCUCUGGAGGAUUAUAAUAAUGACCUUUUAAAAGAGCUGACAUUUCUGAGAGGCCGAGAUGAACCUAGUGAAGCCACUGCAGAGGAGGAUCCCUGAUUUUGUUUCCAGUGGAUAUUUUUGAGUACCUACACACAGACCAAACCACAGUAGAGCAUUUAAAUUGGAUAUAGAAAAGAUAACAAAUAAUGCAUAAUUUGUUUUUGCUUCUGCAGAAUUGACUCUUACUACAACUUAACAUCUGGCAUGCUGUGCCAAGAAACAAAGCAAACAGAUUUACUGUAAAUAUUUUAUUAUGAAUAUACUUAAGUACACAAGAGAUUAGAUGGAACACAGAAAAAAUGCAGAGAAAAAAAACAACACAUAAAGAGACAAAGACAAUCUGGAAAAUUCAUACUAUGAAUAUCAAGCAAUUUACCAGAAAAACCUACAAUAUGUACAAUUCUUAUUAAAAAUGGAUCUUUGUAGAAAUGUUGUCAGCACAACUAAUCAGGAAGAAAGAAAUAAAACCAUCAGAAAGCAACCCUGAAAACUGGACACAUCUGUGUUGGUUUCAUCACAAGCCAGAGUUGAGUACUGGGAGUUUGAGAAACUACAAAGAUCUAAAGAGAUCUCACCAAUACAGACUUUAAAUACCUUAGGACGUG